This is a messenger RNA of Ceutorhynchus assimilis (cabbage seed weevil), 318 nucleotides long. Lineage: Eukaryota; Metazoa; Arthropoda; Insecta; Coleoptera; Curculionidae. The record is from the annotation of a GenBank genome assembly.
AUGCUAGUGCGAAUGGAGCAUUGGCAGCUGUUAUUAGAGCUUUGUGACAGGAACCCGGAAUUAAUAACAAACAAAUUUAAUGGGCCUGAAGGAAAAGUUAAGAGUCAUGCCCUUUGGAAAACAGUUACAUCCAAAUCGAACAGUUUGGGAUACGGAGAAAAACCUAUGGAAGGCUGGCGAAAGGCACUUACAGAUUGGAAAUCGGAGACUAAAUCAAAGGCAGCUGCAAUUAAAAGAGAAAUGCAGAAAACUGGUGGAUAUUCUAAUGAUUCACCCCCAUCCCAUUAUCCAUCUUGGAGAACAAACUUCUGGCAAUAA